This is a messenger RNA of Ambispora leptoticha, 803 nucleotides long. The record is from the annotation of a GenBank genome assembly. NCBI's taxonomy places the organism in Eukaryota, Fungi, Glomeromycota, Glomeromycetes, Archaeosporales, Ambisporaceae.
GAGUUAGCCCCGGUGCUACCCAAGAAGAAAUAGCAAAGGCUUAUCGAAAAUUGGCCUUAAAAUAUCACCCUGAUAGAAAUCGGGAUAAAUUUAAAGAGUUUGAGGAAAUGUUAAGGGAAGUAACAAGAAAUCUUGAUAACAUAGAAAGAAAUCUUGAUGAAACCCGAGAAAGUCUUGACCGACAACAAGAAAGAUUAUGGAGUGAAGCCAUACGGAAUAUGGAAGACAACUUAAAUUUAGCCGGUGUGUCGGUUUCCGAUUUAGACUCUAGUUUAUGGUCUCCUUAUGGUGAUUGGAAAGAAAAAGUUCGAAAUUCUUUUAAUAGUGAUUUGGACGUUUUUUUAAUUAUUCAUCGCAAAAUUACAACGACCAAAAGGAAAAAUAUGAUGGUGAAAAACCAAAUUAUUCGGAUAGUCGACCAGAUAAAAACUUUUCUCCGAACGAUAAAAGUGGAUGAAGUGGAAUGUUUACUGAAAACUUCUGACGAAAGAGAAAAACAAAAGUAUCAAGAAAUGAUGAAUAAACUAGAAAAAGAGUUGGAGACGUUAAGAAAUCAAUCAAAUAAUCAAGACCACGGCAAUCCAACACCAAAACCAACCCCCGAACAAGAAAAAGUUGCCAAAGAUAAAUUAGCAGAAGCCGCUCAGAGUAAUGAUAAAGAUGAAAUAGUAAAUAUCCUUAGCCAAGCCAACGAGACCGUAAAAAACAGCGCUGACCCCGAAUUAAAAAAACAGAAAGACCAAGCCGAAGAUAACUUAGGCAAAAUUGACCCAAAUGAGUUAAGAAAAAUCAUUAAAACCGAA